AUGAUGUCUCACGACCACACCAUGUCUUCUAAGCCCGUUGCCCUCAUCCUUGGCUCAGGCCCGAGGGUUGGUGCCGCCGUUGCCAAAAAUUUCGCAAACGCAGGCUAUUCUGUGGCUAUUACAUCUCGCAAAGCUGCCGACGGGAAGGCUGCCGAGGGUUAUUUGUCUGUCAAAGCAGACUUGUCCAAUCCCUCGUCGCUCUCAGCCGUCUUUGAUGCAGUCAAAGCCGAGUUCCAAAGUGCCCCAAGCGUCAUCGUCUACAAUGCCGCCGCCCUCACUCCCCCUGCGGGCGACGACCUGUUUUCUAUUCCUACCGAAAGCCUUGCCACCGAUCUCAACACCAACACCGUGUCUGUCUACGCGGCUGCUAAAGAAGCUAUUAAGGGCUGGGAGACACUCACAGGGGACACCAAGAAGGUUUUCAUAUACACUGGCAACAAGCUUAACACUUGGAUCGCCCCAAUGCUGCUCACGACGACCUUGGGUGUUGGCAAGUCGGCUACUAGCUACCUUCUUGGUGCGGCAGACACUCGCUAUUCCAAGCAGGGUUACCGGUGGGUUCAACUUUGGCCUUAUGGAAUAAAUUAUAACUAA
Messenger RNA from Didymosphaeria variabile, 594 nucleotides. RefSeq lists its product as uncharacterized. Bases 1 to 594 code for a protein of 197 amino acids. The record is from RefSeq and is a predicted model, not a curated record. The transcript has 2 exons. Lineage: Eukaryota; Fungi; Ascomycota; Dothideomycetes; Pleosporales; Didymosphaeriaceae.